Molecule: messenger RNA, 514 nt
Organism: Chinchilla lanigera (long-tailed chinchilla)
Lineage: Eukaryota; Metazoa; Chordata; Mammalia; Rodentia; Chinchillidae
Product: translation initiation factor IF-2-like
Source: RefSeq, a predicted model, not a curated record
AUGAAGCGUGGAAGCGGCGUGACGCUCAGUGAUCUCUGGUUCCUUCAGUCCUUUCUCCAGGCAGGCAGACAUCCACGGGGGCGUGGCAUCGGGGAGGGCGUGCCCUUCUGCUCCGCCCCCCAGCUGGGCCCGCCUCCUGAGGGCACUCCGUGCGCAGCUGCGGACGAUCACUUCCGGGGGCGGGUCAGCGGAAUCCGGGAGCCGGAGUGUGAGGUGAGAAAGGUCCGAGGGCCUGCGGGUAGGCGGGAGCGCGGUUUUCGCGCCCGGCCGUACACUGAGCCCGCUGCGCAGCGCUGUGCGGGGCCCGCGGCUCCUGUCCCCGCGCAAGCUCUUGAGGGACCCCCUGUUGCCAUCAGCGUUUGGCCAGCGGAAACCGAGUCGAGGGGCAGCUGCUCGCCCGAGUCCCCGAGCGAGCAGGGACCAAGACGCGCUGGACGUUUCUCGCGGUGGCCGCGCCCCGCGACAGGUUGCCCUGCCGUGUCCUCGCUGAGCCCGGCCUCGGCCCGGCGCUCCC